Balaenoptera acutorostrata (minke whale) is the source of this 1200-nucleotide messenger RNA. Its product is annotated as mesothelin. Gene Ontology annotation, cellular component: cell surface. The record is from RefSeq and is a predicted model, not a curated record. Gene Ontology annotation, biological process: cell-matrix adhesion. Lineage: Eukaryota; Metazoa; Chordata; Mammalia; Artiodactyla; Balaenopteridae. Bases 1 to 1200 code for a protein of 399 amino acids. The transcript is spliced from 10 exons.
AUGGUCUUGCAGACUGCUCAACCCCACCUGGGGUCCUGUGGGUCUCCCACCCACGGCAGCCUCUUGCUUCUUCUCAGCUUCAGGUGGGUGCUACCUUCCAGGGCCCAGGCUGCAGACACGGAACUGGGUGUCAUGACCCCAUGGCUGCAACGGGACCUGUCCUGGCAGCGGCCUGAGGUGACCGUCAUCCUUCCGAGGGCCCAGCGGGGCACAGAGAAGAAGGCCUGCCCCCCGGGGCGGAAGGCCCAAGUGGUGGACGAAAACCUUGUCUUCUACGAGGAGUGGGAGCUGGAGGCUUGUGUGGACGGAGCCCUGCUGGCCGCUCAGAUGGACCAGGUGAACCUGGUGCCCUUCACCUACCAGCAGCUGCACAUUUUCAAGUGCAAAUUGGAUGAGGUCUACCCACAGGGGUACCCUGAGUCCCUGAUCCAGCACCUGAGGUACUUCUUCCUUUGGGUGAACCCCGAGGACAUCCACAAGUGGAAUGUGACUUCCCUGGAGACCGUGAAAUCUCUGCUCAAAGUCAGCAAAGGGCAUGGGAUGGAUGCUCAGGUGGCCGCCCUCAUUGCCCGCUACGUAGGGGGAGGGGGCCAGCUGGACAAGGCCACACUGGACACCCUGGCCACCUUCCCCGCUACCUACCUGUGCCUCCUCAGCCCUGAGCAGCUGGGCUUCAUGCAGCUCAACGUUGUUUGGGCGACCAGGCCCCAGGACCUGGACACAUGCAGCCCACGGCAGAUGGCUGUCCUCUACCCCCAGGCCCGCAUCACCUUCCAGAACAUGAGCGGGUCUGAAUACUUCACAAGGAUCAAGCCCUACCUGGGUGGGGCCCCCACGGAGGACCUGCGGGCUCUCAGUCAGCAGAACAUAAACAUGGACGUGGCCACAUUCAAGAAGCUGCGGAGAGAGGCUGUGCUGCCGCUGACCAUUGCUGAGGUGCAGAAACUUCUGGGUGCAAACCUGGUGGGCCUGAAGGCUGAGGAGGGGAACAGCCCGCUGCGGGACUGGAUCUCCCGGCAGUCGCAGGAGGACCUGGACAGUCUGGGGUUGGGGCUCCACGGCGGCACCCCCAACGGCUACCUGGUCCUGGACUUCAACGUCCGAAAGGCCUCCUCGGGAGGCCCUCACCUCCUCAGACUAGGACCUGGACCUGUGCUCACUGUGACCCCAAGUCUGCUCCUGGCCUUGAUCCUGAACUGA